Messenger RNA from Paramormyrops kingsleyae, 3957 nucleotides. RefSeq names its product E2F transcription factor 1 (gene e2f1). NCBI's taxonomy places the organism in Eukaryota, Metazoa, Chordata, Actinopteri, Osteoglossiformes, Mormyridae. The record is from RefSeq and is a predicted model, not a curated record. Gene Ontology annotation, biological process: regulation of transcription by RNA polymerase II. Gene Ontology annotation, molecular function: DNA-binding transcription factor activity, RNA polymerase II-specific; RNA polymerase II cis-regulatory region sequence-specific DNA binding; protein dimerization activity. Gene Ontology annotation, cellular component: Rb-E2F complex.
AUUUGUACGCAGUCAUGGUUUAAAACCAAUGAAGGUAAAAUCAUAAAGCUCUGCUGCAUUAAAAGUGUGUAUACCCUAAAUAUCAGGAAUUCGUGUACAUUGCAUGUAGGUUUGUGGAUUAAAGUUACAUUUUAUUAUCUAUAUAACCAGAUAUAUAUAUAGCUUUAAAAAAUUUCAGUAAAUUCUUAAUUAUUCCUUAGGACCACUUGGCGUUUAGGUAUAUUCAGCAUUACUGGAACACACAAUGGCACUUUCUUUUACAACAUAUUUAUAUUUUUACGUCGUUUGGCUCCCAUUUAAUCGUCCGAAGAAAAUCAGUAAAUGACCACAAGGGCUAGUAUCUUUGUGAAAUCUAAAUAAAUGAAAGCGCAUGAAGCAUCUCCUUAAAUUGAUAUUCAACCCACUCUAACAUACUGUAGUCGUCCAUUGUGCGCCAGAGGGUCCUUUUCAACUCCGUACUCCGUAGCUAGUAUGGUCUGGUGACACACCUAACUAUAAUAAUAUAUCUCAUCGAAGUUACUUUAUUUAAGCGUGACACAAGGAACUCAAAAUCCUAAACUGCAUAUAAAUUUGGUAAUUCAAUGUAAAUGAUAGUAUUUACAGAACAAGAAUUUCUCUCGAGAUUACUGCCUGAUUGGCAUUAAAUACGACCAAUGAAAUUCAUUCACAUGUUAAUUAUUCGCCAGCAAGGGCUAGUAUUCUGACCAAUCGUUGCACCGAGUUUUGACACGUGCAGAAUUCGCGGCAAAAAAGAUUUGGCGCGCAAACCCCAAGCCUUGUUCAGAUCAGCUGGGACAAUAAUAACAACAGACUUUUAUUGGGGAAGGAAGCUUGUCUGGUUGAAGACUACUGCACAGAUAGGAUUGUUUCUUGGUGUUUGUGGAGUUGCAUUUUGGAUAUCAUAAACAACAAGAUUUGAAAAACGUUUUAAAUCCAAUUGUUUGUUUUUUGUGUUCUUCCUGGAUGUGCUUCCGAAAGUUUGCGGGGGAGAAUAGUGAACACUUUGAUGACAUUUUUCGGAGUGUAACAAUUAGGUCGCCAGGCCCAAUCUACAAAUACGGUAUGAAGGAGUCGAAUAUAUAUUGAUUACUGGUUCCACACUGCUAUUCUGUUUGUGUGGGUGAAACUAUGCUAUUGGGGAUACAAUUUAAAUAAUCUUUGCUAAGAAAGUAAACCAUGUACUUGUUGUUGGAUUGUAUGUUUUUAUGUAUUCUAAACUGAAAAUACAUCGCCGAACAAAGGAAAACUCUGCAACAAAAGUUUUACCAAAACCAGAACGUACUUUUUGAAGAAUAUAAAACACAACCUCAUCGAAUAAAGAACGCAAGGAGCAUUUUAAAACUGAAAAACUUCAGUUAGAUUGUUUGUUUGUUUGUUGGUCGAAGUAAAGUAAUUGCCCAAUAACUAAAUUGUUGUAAUUCAUAUUUGUAUUUUAUUACUUCACGUCUAUGCGUUUUAUAUCAACUUUAAUUAGGAAAAUGCAGCUAUACCUAACGCUGGCGUUAGCUUGAGGCUAAUUGGGACUUAGCAGCUACGUUUCGUGGGAAUUAGCUCCCUGCUUUGUUUUACAAAUACCAAUAUCAAUUCAAUCUACACAGCUUGUCGCCGCUAGGGAUUCUGAGACUGUUGUGCGUACAGUUUUAAAUAUGGCAAACAGGCCAAUUUCUAAUACGUCUCUAGUGUUUUUCGUUGUUUUGGUAAAACAAGCAGGAGCCUUCGCUGAUUGCUAAGAGACUUAAGGUUUAACUUUGCGCCAAAAGUAAAGUGACUGGGGCAGGCAGAAGCUGCUUGCGGCGUGUGCCAUGUCAGAGACGCUGAUCACGGGUCAGACCUCGGAGGAUCUCUUGGCCGACUUCGAGUCUCUCCUGAGCUCUGGCAGCAUUAACCUAACCGAGGAUCACCAGAUUGUCAUCAUCUCCACUCCGAACAAUGUGGACAUUCACGCAGCAGCCUCUAGCAGAACUGCGGAGAUCCUUCUGUUCGCCACCCCGCAGCCUCCCCCGCCCGUGGAGGACGAGCGCAGACCGACACUGGGCCGACCUCCGGUGAAAAGGAAACUUGAUCUGGACAGUGACCACCAGUAUGUGAGCAGUUCCCGUCCCACGCCAGUAAGUGGCGUGCCAGCAUCUACACCUGCACCACCUAGAGUUUCCAAGUCCUCGUCGGAGAAGUCCCGUUAUGACACAUCCCUGAACCUCACCACAAAACGGUUUCUAGACCUUCUGUCAAAGUCUUCUGACGGAGUGGUGGAUCUGAACUGGGCGUCGCAGGUUCUUGAGGUGCAGAAGCGACGGAUAUAUGACAUCACAAAUGUCCUGGAGGGUAUACAGCUUAUCUCCAAGAAGUCAAAAAACAAUAUCCAGUGGCUGGGCACCCGUUUGGACAGUGGGUUUGCAACCCAGAUGCGCAGCCUCCAGAAGGAGGUGUUGAGUCUGGGGGAGGCAGAGGAAGAACUGGAUGAGCUCAUAGCUAAAUGCAACCUGCAGCUUAGGUUGCUUACAGAGGACCCCCAGAACAAAAAGCUUGCAUAUGUAAUGUGCCAGGACUUGCGGAGUACAGUGGAUCCCCCCGACCAAAUUGUCAUGGUGGUUCGUGCCCCUCCAGAGACACAGAUGCAGGUGUCUGACCUGUCUGAGGGUUACCAGAUCUCUUUGAAAAGCUUGCGUGGACCAAUCGACGUCUUCUUGUGUCCUGAGGACAGCUCAGAACCCUGUUGCCCUGUGGACUGUAGCCCAACCAAAUCAGUCACAGAGGUGCCAUCCCAAUCUGCAUCAGGUACCCAGCACCUACCCCAUGGAGGUCUUCCCCAAAAAGGGGUGGCACCAUCCCAUCAGAGCUGUUCUCCACUGCAGCUUGCCAGUGAAACUGAUGCCCUCCUAGUGGAAGACUCGUUCCCUUGUCUGGGUGAGAUGUCUGAAUUUGGCCUUCUUCCCGACUAUUCAUUGGAUGGAAGUUCUGAGGACUUCUCCUCCCUGGCACUGGACAGCUUCAUCAACUUGUCGCCCCCGCAGGCGCAUGACUAUCACUUUGGGAUGGAGGAUGGCGAGGGCAUCAGUGAGCUCUUUGACUGUGACUUUGGGGAGCUGGCGCCUCUAGACUUCUGAGGAUUAGCCGGCUAAGGGGUGGUACCUGGAAGAAGCUAUGGGACACGGUGGUUAGGUUGUCGAAUGGUUUGGUAUAAAGUGCAUUGUUUUGGGUGGCUGCUUAAUUAAUUUAUUUGUAUUUUAAAGUAUUCUAUUUUUGUUAAUAGAAGGCUAGUGUGUUUCUUUGUGUGUGUUUGUAAAUGUGCUUUUGUGUACAGUAAAGGAAUAGGGCAAUAGCAUGUUGGUCAUUACCUAGGAAAAAAUGAGGUAGAAAAGCACUUGUUUCAGUAGAAUUAUCCAAGUAAGUGACCUUGGAGGGCUUUGUGCCAUAAUCUCAGGAAGUGUGGGGGUCAGUCAGCAACAAUGCGUAUUUAUUAAGUUUAAUAGUUGAUUGGGUUUGAAAAGGUAUCGUAGAGAUGUAAGUGUAAACAAUCUGAUCUGGAUUGGAAUGUUUCUCAUAUUUAAGCAAACAGGCCUAAGAGUGGACUUUCUUCUUAAGGUAAGGGUGGUUUACGUAUCAUUUGUCAAAAAAAGCACAGUUGCUGUAUUGCAAGGUCAGAUAUUGCAUGUGUGCACAGCAAAUGAAAGUUAAUUUUUGCAUAGCUUUUGUUUUCAUUUCAUAAACAUGCAUCAGCAAAUGCAGAAUUUUAAGAUCUUCCCUGCUCACGUUUAUAUAUCUGUGCUUUAGGCAGUUCAAAUAGUAAUCAAUAUGUGAAGAAACUUCUAUUUUAUGGGUCUUCCCAGCUCAUGCCAACGUGAGACUGGCACCUGUGGUUCUGCAGCAGUUUGUUUCCAGCAACACAGAGUAAGAAUAAAAUUCCAGACUUGUUUUUUCUACUACGAUAUAGCAUUCUUCAUUAAACCUGUAACUUCA